This is a messenger RNA of Hevea brasiliensis (rubber tree), 1273 nucleotides long. RefSeq lists its product as uncharacterized. The transcript has 8 exons. Bases 66 to 1115 code for a protein of 349 amino acids. Lineage: Eukaryota; Viridiplantae; Streptophyta; Magnoliopsida; Malpighiales; Euphorbiaceae. The record is from RefSeq and is a predicted model, not a curated record. Gene Ontology annotation, molecular function: S-adenosylmethionine-dependent methyltransferase activity.
AGGCAUAUAAUAGAACACGUUGGUGUCCGAAAUAAACCAACAUUUUCUGCUCAGAGUGAGAAGCCAUGGCCACCGCAAUUAUGACCGCUCUCGCCUCCGUGUUUCUUCCGACUCAAUUCACCAAUUCUAGGCGCUGCUUCUUCAACGCCUAUUAUACACCGCUUAUCAAACAAAGGAGCUCGAGCUUCGCGUCAAAAAUUCGUGCCUCAUCUACUGCCUUCGUCGAAACCAAGCCGCUGGAUCCUGUUGUGGUUGAAAAAGAGGUCAGUAUCAGUAAGAACAUUUUAGCUUGUCCCGUAUGCUACGAGCCCUUGUCUUGGAUAGGGGAUCGCGUCUUGUCUGUAGAUUGUGCUGGGUCUAGUUUGCAUUGUGGCUGUUGUAAGAAGACUUAUUCUGGCAAGGAAACACAUCUUGAAUUGACUGUGGCUAGUGGGUCCAGUAAAUUUGACGAUUCUAUGCCAUUGGCUACUGAACUUUUCAGGCUUCCACUGAUAUCAUUUCUCUAUGAGAGGGGUUGGCGUCAAAAUUUCAUAUGGGGUGGUUUCCCUGGCCCAGAGAAAGAGUUUGAAUUGAUGAAGGAUUACCUGCAGCCAGGUUUAGGUGGAAAUAUUAUUGAUGCUAGUUGUGGUAGUGGAUUAUUUUCAAGACUUUUUGCCAAGAGUGGUUUGUUUUCUCAUGUUGUUGCCCUGGACUACUCAGAAAACAUGCUACGGCAGUGCUAUGAAUUCAUCAUGCAGGAGGAAAACUUUCCCAGAGAGAACCUAAUAUUGGUCAGAGCAGAUAUCUCUAGACUUCCUUUUCUUUCUGGCUCUGUUGAUGCUGUCCAUGCUGGUGCUGCUAUACACUGUUGGCCUUCCCCAUCAGCAGCUGUAGCUGAAAUUAGUCGAGUUCUGAAACCUGAAGGCGUUUUCGUUGCUACGACUUUCAUACUUGAUGGGCCUUUCAGUUUCUUCCCACUCUUGGGGCCUCUGCGCCAGAAUAUGGCACUAGCGGGCAAUCAUAUCUUUUUACAUGAACGUGAACUGGAAGAUAUCUGCAGAGCCUGCGGGCUAGUUGGAUUUACAGCUAUAAGGAAUGGUCGAUUUGUGAUGUUUUCUGCUAGAAAACCCAGCUGAGCAUUCAAUUCCUUGGUGUUAUCUGCCCCAUCUCUCAAAUUGCAUCGGUCUGCAGAGACAUAUGUACAUUUGAUAUCUGUUAUAGUUUGCAUCUCCUGUAAAAGUAGGUUAUAUUUAUUGUGUAUAGGGAAGGAGAAUGAAGUAUGCUUUUUCAAAUA